CCCCCCCCCCCUCCCACACAAACACUUUGGAAUAGGGGGCUCUGGAAUAAAGGGGAUAUAUAUUGGUGGGUGACGCGGCUGCCCAGCACAAGCGAGAAGGAUGGCAGCUUGGUUCACGUUUAUCAUCGCAUUCAGCACCACGAUACUGACACAGGUAUUUGGAUCCGGGGUUUUUGAGCUCGAUCUACAUGAAUUUACAAACAGCAAAGGAUUUCUGGCGAAUGGCAACUCUUGCAGGCUCAACUGCAGGACUUUCUUCCGAGUCUGUCUAAAAAACUACCAGGCUGUAGUGUCGCCAGGUGACUGUAUCUUUGGGAGUGCCGUGACACCGGUCCUGGGGACCAACUCGUUUAGCGUGAAGACCGGAGGCACUAUUAGCAGACCCAUCCGACUGCCUUUCAACUUUGGAUGGCCGGGUUCGUUUUCAAUGAUAAUUGAAGCCUGGUAUUCACCCUCAGCGGAUCUACCUGUAGACACCAGCAACCCAGAGAUGUUGAUUAGUUUCUUUGCCAUCCAGAGACAGCUGGGUGUAGGGACCGCCUGGUCUCAGAACGUUGAGAGCGCCCGACAGACGGAGAUAAGGUAUUCUUACCGGUUCAUCUGCAAUGACAAUUACUACGGAGAAAGUUGUUCCAAAAUAUGCACGCCGAGAGACGACCGUUUUGGCCACUACACCUGCGACCGUGACGGCCAGUUGUCCUGUCUGCCCGGCUGGAAUGGGGAAUACUGCGAAGAACCCAUCUGCCUGGUGGGAUGCAGUGAAGGGAAUGGAAACUGCUCCAGACCUGGCGAGUGUGUGUGCAGAGAAGGUUGGCAGGGUCUGUUCUGUGAUGAGUGUAAGAAGUACCCAGCUUGUAAGCAUGGCACCUGCCAACAGCCAUGGCAGUGUAACUGUAAGGAAGGCUGGGGAGGGCUCUUCUGUGACCAGGACUUGAACUUCUGCACGCACCACCGUCCGUGUGUGAACGGGGCGACCUGUAUGAACACGGGACAGGGCAGCUUCACCUGUACCUGUCCCCCUGGGUUCACUGGGUUAAACUGUGAGCUGGAGCUGCAGGAAUGUGACAGCAACCCCUGCAGGUACGGAGGACUCUGCACGAACCUGGAUGUUGGCUACAGGUGUUCGUGUCGGCAAGGUUUCGAGGGUUCCCACUGUGAACACAGCCUGCUGACGUGUGCAGACUCCCCUUGCUUCCACAGCGGACAGUGCCAUCAGAAGGACAACGGUCGCAGCUACACAUGCGAGUGUCCUCCCGGAUACACCGGACUCAAUUGUGAGAAAAGAGUGGACAAGUGCACGUCCCUUCCCUGCGCCAACGGUGGUCUGUGUUUGAUCCAUGGUGGCGUGCGUCUGUGUAGCUGUCGCUCCGGUUUCACCGGCCAGCGCUGCGAGAUCAACAUCAACGAGUGUGCCGGUAACCCCUGCACCAACGGAGGGACCUGCCUGGACCGCAUCAACGACUACACCUGUGCCUGCCCCCCGGGGUUCGCCGGCCGAAACUGUGACCGCGUCCUGGACGAGUGCUCCAUGCGCCCCUGUCUCAACGGAGGACUCUGCACCGGGGAAGGGGGUCCGGGGAAAUCCCCCACCACCUGUAUCUGUCCCACCGGCUUCACUGGACCCCGCUGUCAGUUCUUUGCAGUGACCCUGCCAGUCGGUGGUGAGAGGAUCAACGGAGAGAGCCAAGAUGGCUUCCAGUGGGCGGCAGUUUCCCUGGCUGUAGGGCUGGUUGCGUUUCUGGUGCUGCUAUGCAUGGUGGGGCUGGCUCUAAGACACAUCCACAGGCAGAUGGGCAGGGACAGAGGAGACCGGGAGACCAUGAACAACCUAUCAGACGUACAGAAGGAUAACCUUAUCCCUGCCUCCCAGCUGAAGAACACCAAUCAGAAGGUGGUACUGGAGGUAGACUGCGAAUCAGAGAAGUCAAAUUUUAUCCACAAGAACUAUCACUUGGACUAUAGUAACGCAAAGUCGAAGGAGUUCAAGGAUGAUAAGUCGCAAGAGGAUAAAAGACUAAAUCACAUUUACGACAAGUGUUUAGAAGAGAAAAUACCGAUGAGUGGAAUGUACAGUGAAACGGAGGAGUGUAGGAUAUCAACGAUAUGUUCCCCUCGAGACUCUCAGAUCUACCAGUCUGUCUUUGUUAUAGGAGAAGAGAAGAGGGAGUGCGUCAUAGCAACAGAGGUAUAAAGCUGUGUGAGGUAGAAAAGCGAGGGAGCAAGAAAGGCGGAGGAGAAAGGCAAUCAAAGGCAGAAAAUAUUUUUCUGGAUUGUUUACAAAAAAACCCGAGGAGAGACUAAAUAUCUGUUUCUGGUGUCACUGCUGCUCUGGAGCACUUGAGAGACGGGACCAUAGAGAAAAACAGAGAGACAGAGAGGAGAGCGGAAUCUCUGGAGCACUUGAGAGACGGGACCAUAGAGAAAAACAGAGAGACAGAGAGACAGAGAGGAGAGCGGAAUCUCUGGAGCACUUGAGAGACGGGACCAUAGAGAAAAACAGAGAGACAGAGAGACAGAGAGGAGAGCGGAAUCUCUGGAGCACUUGAGAGACGGGACCAUAGAGAAAAACAGAGAGACAGAGAGGAGAGCGGAAUCUCUCCUCUGUGAAUUAAAAAAAAAAUGAACACUCUAGACUGAACUUUACUGAACUUUAACAUUGACCAAGUGUUUGUAUACAAAACGUGUACAGUUCACAGUCAUGCACCUAUUAACUUCUGGGAACAAAUGGUUAAAUGAACUGUUAAAUGACUGACUGAACUGCACUGGGUGUGGAGGGGACUGGUAGAGUGUCAUUAGGCAAAACAAUGAACCUGAAUUGAACUCAUCUGUCCUUGGCAGCGAUUGGAGGAGACGGUAGGUAAAACAGGAAAAAUGUCCGUAGCUCGUAGUUGAACCCUGAGCACUCAGUUGACCCUUGACUUAUCUCCUGGGAUAAUCAUGGUGACUAACGACAGCCAACUAAUCAAAAUGGAGGUGCCUGAGAUUCGACUGAUCUUUAACCCUUAGCCAGCAUCAUUGACCAGCUAUGCAGGGUCCAGGGUGGAGCUAACUCAAUGAAACUCACCCACUGACCGCCACGACCCACCAGCAGUCGAAACCACAACCACAACAAACACACUGAGAACGAUGAAUGUCCGACUGAACAAACAAACAAACGUCUCAUCGUUCAAUCUCUAGAAACAAAAUACCUGGUUGGACUUUUCCGGACUUUUCCAUUUCAUGCAAAACGGUGAAAAGAUUGUAUGUCUAAAAUUACUAGAAGCCUAAAAGAGUGUGUUUGGAUGCUAAAAAACCCGUCUUCAUGGAGCAUUUGACCUACAAAAAUAAAAAAAACGGAGGUGGAAAAUACACUUUUUUAAUCGACAGUAAUUUGGAGGUUUCGUGCACUAAAUAGGGUAUAUACAUUUAAGACGCAACAAAUAAAUCACAGAAACGCAAUACUCAGGUGUAUUGCCAGCAGUAGUCCAAGAGAACAGGAAGGGAACUGACGGACAAGUUGAUAUUUACUACAUCCCAAAUGGCACUCUAUUUCCUAUAUAGUGCACUACUUUUGACCAGAGCCUUAUGAGCUCCGGUCAAAAGUAGUGCACUAAGUAGGGACUUAGGGUGUACUUUGGGACUUUGACAAUAACAGCCCUGAAAUAAAGAGACACAAAAGGAUUCAUAAAAGACACUGUCAUACCACUGCCUGCCUAUAAUGACUUUCUGAAAUGACAGAACACAAAAAUGUACUUUUUUUUUUUAAAUGAUGAUUAUUUCCAGAGUUUAAUUUAAAUAUUGAUGAAUGCUACGACUGCUCUUUCUAUGUUUUAUAAUAUUAUUUUGUAUAUAAGGACCAAACUUCUGAAGAAUAAAACACUUUAAUUCCUUGUUAAUAUUUUGAUGCCAGUGAAUGAAAAGGGAGAUGAUGUUGUGGUGUUUUUUUAAUAAUGAAGAAAAUAUUACUGA
This is a messenger RNA of Salvelinus fontinalis (brook trout), 3948 nucleotides long. RefSeq names its product delta-like 4 (Drosophila) (gene dll4). The coding region runs from base 101 to 2191 and encodes 696 amino acids. Gene Ontology annotation, molecular function: calcium ion binding. The record is from RefSeq and is a predicted model, not a curated record. Gene Ontology annotation, biological process: Notch signaling pathway; establishment or maintenance of epithelial cell apical/basal polarity; multicellular organism development. Gene Ontology annotation, cellular component: plasma membrane; protein-containing complex. Lineage: Eukaryota; Metazoa; Chordata; Actinopteri; Salmoniformes; Salmonidae. The transcript is spliced from 11 exons.